UUGGUGACAUCCGAUGCGGCUUGUUAGGUUCCUGCUGCUGCUGUUAGUAGUGAAAAAAAUCCUCCGAAUGCCGUCGUUGGAGGAGCCGAUGGAGAAGAUAUGCACCUAUAUUGCUCGCAUUCAGCACGAAUAGGAAAUUAUUCCCGGUGAACUACUGGCAUCGCACGGAGCUGCUUAUGUGGUAUGGAGUGGCAACAAGAUCCAUAAAAUGGAAUUCGAUUCCAGAGGGAAUCCUUUGCGGAUUCCGGCAGCCAACAUUCGCAGAUUUCAACGGGUAUCUUUUACAGAUUCCGACGGAAAACCUCGCUUUCUGACGAACCCUUCGCUUAUUCUGACAGGCACAGGAACCAUGUGCGUAUUCUGUCGGAAGUCAUACAUGGGCUAUGGCGUGAUUUCGACGAGUGUUUCGACGGGAAUCCUUCACGAAUUUCGGCAGGAAUCCUCAGAUUCCGACGGGAAGCACUCAAUGAUUCCGACAGAAUUCUUCGCGGAGACAAAAAUCCGACGGCAAUCCACAGAAUCAUUCGCUCUGUAAGAUUCCGACGGGAAUCUUUAGCGUAUU
This is a messenger RNA of Armigeres subalbatus, 562 nucleotides long. RefSeq lists its product as uncharacterized. The transcript has 3 exons. NCBI's taxonomy places the organism in Eukaryota, Metazoa, Arthropoda, Insecta, Diptera, Culicidae. Bases 209 to 535 code for a protein of 108 amino acids. The record is from RefSeq and is a predicted model, not a curated record.